GGUCCAGGUUAACCAGCUACCAAUGAAAAAAUAUAGAAAACAUUUCUUACCUCAAGAAUAAAGGAAUUGCAAGAUUCGUAUUCGGGUUUUUGGUAUUGUGUAUUUUAUUUUCGGUGAUCUGGGGAAUCUUAAGAAUUUAACCCCAACCAGAAUGGGAGAUCAGGCCCGGUUAUGUUAGAUAUACAGUAGUUCCUGGGUUCUGUGGCUAGGUUAGGUUAGGUUUGGUAUCUAAAUACAAGGAUGACCGAAACUAAAAUGUUAAAAAAUUUUCCCAUAGUUUUCCCAUAAAUGAAGAAGCAGCUGCCCACCCACUUCAGAAUGAUACCAUGUUUACAUGUAACUGUUGACUCUGAAUGCUAAACAAUGUUUUCCAGCUAGCAACUAACCAACCUUCUUUCCUUUCCCUACAAACCUACCUACUACCUGUAUAACCAAAAAGAACAAGAAAUAAUACAGUACUGUAAUAAUAUUAACUUCCAUCUUAUGAUAGAAUCAUCUUUCUGAAGAAGACUGGAAACAGGUUGUGGGCCUCUCAGGCCUGCCUAUUGUUCACCAUGAAGGAUAUGUCUGUCCCCUGCCACCCAAUCAUCGCUUCAAGAUGAUGAAAUUCCAUCACCUGUAUCAAAUUCUUUUAAGUGAUGGUGUUAUCAACAAAAAUAAACAAGUAAUACAACCUCGUCAAGUAAGUCAGGAGGUUGCUUCAUCUGUUCAUUCAGAAUGCUAUGUUAAGAAAUUUUUCAACGGCCUCACAUCACAGAAAGAGCAAAGAGCAACAGGAUUCGAAUGGACACCAGGGUUAGCCAGCCGAGUUAGAUACGAGACAGGUGGGACCCUCUUAGCAGCUAAGUUGAGCUUGGAGCGAGGGCUAGCAUGCAGUACUGGAGGAGGUACUCAUCAUGCUUUUCCUGAUCAUGGCUCGGGCUACUGUCUUAUCAACGACCUGGCUGUUGCUGCACAUAAUCUAAUAGCAUGUGGUUUAGCAACUAAAAUAUUGAUUGUUGAUUUGGAUGUUCAUCAGGGUGAUGGUACAGCAUUUAUAUGUCAAAGUCAUCCAGAUAUCUUCACACUGUCUUUACACUGCCAAAAUAACUUCCCACUCAGAAAGCAAAAGAGUGAUUUAGAUGUUGGGUUGGAAGUUGGUACUGGGGACAAUGAAUAUAUGAAAAUCCUAUCAGAACACCUACCAGCUGUAAUAGACAAUUUUCACCCAGAUAUAAUCCUUUAUGAUGCUGGAGUGGAUCCUCAUCAGAACGAUCAACUUGGCAAGUUAAAACUAAGUGAUCAAGGGUUGUUCAAGAGAGAUGUGUAUGUCCUAAAAUCAGCACUAUGUCGUGGUAUCCCUGUUGCAACUGUUAUUGGUGGUGGUUAUGAUGGCAUUAUGGAGCUCUCUGCAAGACAUACCAUUAUUCACCGUGUUGCUCAAGAAGUAUGGAAUACAUACCUUUAAACUUUCUGCAUAUUUUAAACUAUGUAGUUUACAUAAACUGGGAAAUAUGAAAUACAGAACAAAAGUUUG
Molecule: messenger RNA, 1516 nt
Organism: Homarus americanus (American lobster)
Lineage: Eukaryota; Metazoa; Arthropoda; Malacostraca; Decapoda; Nephropidae
Exons: 7
Coding region: 599-1447 (282 amino acids)
Molecular function (GO): histone deacetylase activity
Source: RefSeq, a predicted model, not a curated record